Molecule: messenger RNA, 2139 nt
Organism: Trifolium pratense (red clover)
Lineage: Eukaryota; Viridiplantae; Streptophyta; Magnoliopsida; Fabales; Fabaceae
Product: E3 ubiquitin-protein ligase MBR1-like
Exons: 6
Coding region: 316-1944 (542 amino acids)
Molecular function (GO): ubiquitin protein ligase activity
Source: RefSeq, a predicted model, not a curated record
UGAGUAUUAUGGUUAGUGUUGAGCUGAAUUUGAGCGCUGAAAUAACGGAGAAGAAGUCUUUGUGAUUGUGUGGAGAAUAUUUCAUGAAAAUCUUCGUCCUUUCAAAAACCAACCGACCUCCAACUUUUUCUGAUAAUCAAUCAUGGCUAUGUGGUCACUUCUUGUUAUUUCACUCUAACAAAAACCAAAAUUUAUUCAUUUUCACCAAAAGGGUUUUCUAUGUUUUUUCAUAAAAAUGUUGCUUUCUAUUCAAUACUUUGUCAGAAUUCAUGUGUUUUUGGAUAAGAUUUGUAAGGAAUAAACUGUUGAAUAUUGAUGGAUGAAUAUUCUGGUAAAAGAGCCGUUGACGGGGUGUUAGUCCCUAGAAAGGGGAUGGGCAGUAUGUUAAAAGAUACUGCCAAUACUCGAGAUCGAAAUGGUCAAGUAUGUAGCCGCCUUGGUUGCAGCAGCAAAGUUAACUCUUCUAAAGGUUCUCAAAUUGGUUCCUCUGAAAAGGGUAAAUCGUUGAGGCCUUCAUUUCGGUUCUCAUCAAAUGGUAAGGAAACAAUUGGCAGCUCCUCUAAAAAUUUCUCCGGGAGUAGUAACACUGGAAAACCUCAUAGAAAGCCUCAGAAAACAUUAUCAUCUCAUGUAGAGACAGAUUCAUCUGAAACUAGUAGCGUACUAGAUGAACCUGAAGUUUCAAAGCUCGUAGCUCCACCUGAAAAAAAUCAGAAGGGACGUCAAGCUGAAGGGGAAAACACGGAGUCUGGUAAUGGCAUGCAGACGGAAGUAGGGAGUUCUAGUUUAGCAUCUAAUACAAGAUCAAGGAGGAAUUUUCAUCCCAAACCUGGAUUACAUAGUCAAGAAAUUCAAAGCACUGGUCCAGGGACACGUGCUGGUACUAGUAGGUAUGGAUUAAGGAACCUCAAAUGCAACUCCAUUUCUGAUGUCAUCCCGGCCGGCUGUACAGCAUCAGAUUCAACCCUUAACAAAAGGAAGGAUGCGAUAAAAAAGAGAAAUUGUGAAGGCGAAAGUAGUUCUACAGCCAAAGGGAAAAAAAUUAACGGGCCCUCGGUAGAAGGACGGAAUUCCGUUUCCAGAAAUGGCAUAUCUAUCUCUGAUUCAAGAGUAUCAAGAAAUACCUCUAAUAGGGACAGACCAGAGAGCAAUAUAACGUCUGUUAGAACACGAAGAUCAAUUGGUGGUCAUGCUAGGGGAAGGCUUUCUGGCCAAGGAAGUGCUAAUCCUGUGGCAUCAAAUCAGGCCCUUAUCAUGGUACCUUCGUUUUCUCAUUCUGGCAAUCUUAAUGCUCCUGGUGCACAACAUCAUAAUUCUCUGGAGGCUCCUUCAAGUCCAAGCUCUUACAGUGGAGCAGGUACUAGCAGUGAGGAGUUAUACGGUGUUAUGCCAGGGUCUCCUGCAGAAUAUGGCCUCACUCAUUCUCUAAUAAACCGGGAUAACUUUCGACGACGCUAUAACAUGGAUGGUAUUGCAGAGGUAUUGUUGGCACUUGAGAGGAUUGAACAAGAUGUCGAGCUAACACACGAGCAAAUUCUUUUGCUGGAAUCCAACUUGUUCCUUACUGGAUUAAACUUCUACGAUCAGCACAGAGAAAUGCGGUUGGACAUUGAUAAUAUGUCAUAUGAGGAACUACUGGCUCUGGAAGAGAGGAUGGGUACUGUGAGCACAGCUGUAACCGAGGAAGAUCUAUCAGAAUGCUUAAAGAGAAGUUCCUUUCAAUCCUCACCCUUAAACAAUGCAUCUAAGUGUUGCAAUGAGAAUAAGGAUGAUAUCAAAUGCAGCAUUUGCCAGGAGGAAUAUGUGGCGGAGGAUGAAGUGGGGAGUCUACUAUGCGAACACAAGUAUCACGCUGUUUGCAUACAGCAGUGGUUACGGCUAAAGAACUGGUGCCCUAUUUGCAAAGCAUCAGUGGCACAGUCAAGUUCAUCGUCGUCCAACUAAUUACAUUGUUAGGCCAGACAAUGGAGAUUGAUUUCUUUCUACCACCUCUUCUUUCUUUUCAUUUUGAUUUUCAUCACAUCUGUACAAAAUAUAUUCUCUUUACCUCUUCUUAUUGGUCUUUUGUACAUAACCAAUAUCUUCAUACCCAUUAUAUCAAAUAAUACAAGCCACUGGCUUGUGAUAGACUUAAACUUC